UCUCCACUCACCUCACCGCACCAGCUGCGCUCUCGUUUUCGCAUUUUCCGUCGGUGCGAAGUAAAAAAAAACACCCAUUUCCAUCGCUCUCGCUUCGGAAGAAAACCCUCAAAAAAAGGAGAAGACGAGAUGCGUCGCAACAACGAUCCAAAUCCCUUUGACGAAGAAGAAGUGAAUCCGUUUGCGAAUGCUGCAGGACCUGGUUCAAAGUCACGCCUUCCUCCAUUGGGACCUGAGCCAGUGGGUUUUGGCAACAAACAUGAUGCAACUGUUGACAUACCACUCCACAAUAUGAAUGAUCCCAAGAAGAAAGAGAAAGACCUUGCAGCUUGGGAGGCAGACUUGAAAAGGAGAGAAAAGGAUAUAAAACGGAGGGAAGAUGCUGUGUCGAGUGCUGGUGUCCCCACUGAUGACAAAAAUUGGCCUCCUUUCUUUCCAAUUAUCCAUCACGAUAUUGCAAAUGAAAUACCAGUCCAUGCUCAAAGGCUGCAGUAUCUUGCUUUUGCUAGUUGGCUAGGUAUAGUUCUUUGUCUUGUAUGGAACAUAGUUGCUGUGACUGUCUGCUGGAUUAGAGGUGGAGGUGUUAAAAUAUUUUUCCUGGCAACCAUUUAUGCUUUACUUGGAUGUCCUCUUUCUUAUGUGCUGUGGUAUAGGCCUUUAUAUCGUGCAGUGAGGACGGAUAGUGCCCUGAAGUUUGGUUGGUUUUUCCUUUUGUACUUGUUCCACAUUGGUUUUUGCAUAUUUGCUGCCAUUGCUCCUCCAGUUGUCUUUCAUGGGAAGUCAUUGACGGGAAUCCUUGCGGCAAUUGAUGUCUUCUCAGAUCAUGUGUUAGUGGGGAUCUUCUACUUGAUUGGGUUCGGUUUCUUUUGCCUGGAAACACUGCUUAGUUUGUGGGUACUCCAGAAAGUUUAUAUGUAUUUUAGAGGAGUCAAGAAUUGAAAGCCAGAGCUGGUGUAACCGCUACAGAGCUGCUGUGGCCACUCUUCUCAUUGCACAUUCUAAGCUCCUUGCUGGUUGAGGUGUCAUGGUACAUUCCUUUUUUUUUUUUUUUUUUUUUUUUUUUUUCAUUUUUCAGUUUCCACUUUUCUUAUGCUUGUGUUCAAUGAUUCGGUGAUGCACAUGGAAUGGCAAUGUGUGAUAGGAUUCAUUAUUUUCUUGUUCUUUUCUUUUCUUAUUUUUGCAUGGAUAAUAAGAUUUCAUUAGCUGGUGUUGAUGCAUCCGAAUGCUUCCAUAUUGAUGAGAGCUAGGUAAAAAGGAUUGAGGCCUUUUAUUUAUGUAAAUUCUCACAUACAGAAAUAGGAUGUUUUGGAGGUGCCAUUUUCCCUUCAUGCUUUGGCUUUAUAUAAGCAGUUCAUCUUUUGU
This is a messenger RNA of Magnolia sinica, 1362 nucleotides long. Its product is annotated as secretory carrier-associated membrane protein 4. The transcript has 12 exons. The record is from RefSeq and is a predicted model, not a curated record. Gene Ontology annotation, biological process: protein transport. NCBI's taxonomy places the organism in Eukaryota, Viridiplantae, Streptophyta, Magnoliopsida, Magnoliales, Magnoliaceae. Gene Ontology annotation, cellular component: recycling endosome membrane; trans-Golgi network membrane. Bases 130 to 939 code for a protein of 269 amino acids.